AUGCAUUUCGCCACUCUCAUUCUCGCUUCCAUAAUCUCUGCCGCUUCUGCAGACUUUACGUCUUACUGCUGUCCCGAUAGACAACCCAUCUCGGCAGGUGACAUUGCCUGGGCCUUGGACGCCAAGAAUGGCCGAAUAACCGAGAUGGGUGUUGCUGGAGGCGCCAGUUACACACACCAGGUUGGCACUUGUACAUUUGGCGGCGACACCAAAAUGGCCUGCGGCAAAUACACCACGUCAGCCCGAACGAGAGAACGAGCUGGAACAAAGCUCAAAGGCGGCUUCCUUGAGUGCGACGAUGUCAUGUAUAUGAAGGCUAACCUUUGGUCGUGCCCAUUUUAA
Messenger RNA from Colletotrichum truncatum, 342 nucleotides. RefSeq lists its product as uncharacterized. The record is from RefSeq and is a predicted model, not a curated record. Lineage: Eukaryota; Fungi; Ascomycota; Sordariomycetes; Glomerellales; Glomerellaceae.